Molecule: messenger RNA, 1835 nt
Organism: Bombus pyrosoma
Lineage: Eukaryota; Metazoa; Arthropoda; Insecta; Hymenoptera; Apidae
Product: hydrocephalus-inducing protein homolog
Exons: 8
Coding region: 120-1835 (571 amino acids)
Biological process (GO): cilium movement; axonemal central apparatus assembly
Cellular component (GO): axoneme
Source: RefSeq, a predicted model, not a curated record
CAUUUUACGUGGAGUACGAUACAAAUUACUGUCCACCUGGUCAUUUCGAAAUUGUCCGGGUAUAUUUCAAACCUCGGAAAACGUGCUAUAUAGAGACGAGGUUAAAGAUUAUCGUGAAAAUGAGCCCUGAAACGCAGAUAGUCGCUAUAACUGGUCGUGGAAUCGAAAAAAGAUUGAACAUAAUCGAACCGACUAUUCAAUUUCUGCCCGCUAUUCCGUAUACGAAUAUUCAAGAAGUAGUUUUUACGAUCGAGAAUACUUGCAAUUAUCCUGUGGAGUUCUUCUGGCAUCAUUUGGACGAUGUUUUCCAGAUGGAGGAUCAUAUAACGAAAGCUCUGUUGUAUUACUACAAAGCGAAGGAAAUACUGCUGCCACCCAGAAAGCCUGGCGAAUCGAUACCCUGGCAAUUAACGAAAUUUUACAGAGACAUAAUCAACGAGAUGGCCCAGGCGUUAAUUAUGGAGAAGUUAAACGAAGAAGAACUAUUCGAGGGAGAAGUUCAGCUUGAGAGAAGGAGUCACGAAGGAGACACGGGGAAGAAGAGAGAGAGGAUGACCAGGUCGAGCGUAUUGAAGAGGAAAACGAGGAAACGCGGAAGAUCUAUUCAGCAAUCUACGACGAGGAAAAGCAGCGUUCGUGAAUCUAGUCGUCGCGGGAAAAGAAACGAAGUUGUCAGUGACUUGUCUAGCACGGAUUCGGGAAGAAAAGACUGUUCGGAUUUUUCAAUUUUGAACGAAACUCUACUGGAAUCCAUUCCUCUACCCACGAGCGAUCCCGAAGAAAUCCAACACAUGCUUUUUUGUUACAUAGACAGCCUUUAUAAGAGUUCAGAUUUCCAAAGUAGAAUGAAAGACCCGGUGAAGGAACUUUUCGAGAAUAUCCAGCGAAAAUCCGACGUGUCGAACAAUCUUCCGGAUCCCUCCAAGCCUCAGAAAAGAGUCUGCAUUAUUUUCCAUGGAGCUCCUUUCACCGAGUAUCAAGAGGUUGCGUGCCGGAGCGCCAGAGUCUUAGAAAUUCCAGUUCUUAGCAUCGAUAAGACGAUCACGGAAGUUACUGCGCUUUCCGGAAGUCCGUGCUCGAUUCAACUUCGACAGAUCAUCGACGAUGUUUAUGAGACUUACUCGGAGGCUUUUGCGGAACAGAAACAGCGUUUGAUCAGUCAGGACGCUCGUGAAAGCAACGAGGUCGGAUCAGAAUCAACUAGAAGAACAGGAACUUCGAGUAAAAGGAGAAGUUCGCCGAAGGAAAAAUCGUCCAGAACAGGAGGAUCGCCUAAAACCCCGAAGAAAUUGAAAACGUCGAAAUCUGCUAAAAUUCAAAGUUCAGACGCGCAGAGAGAAGCAAUCCUUCGACUUCAUGCAGAUCCUGAUCCGCUGGUAGAGCUGGAUAAAAUUCCAACCAACGAGAAACUGGAAAUGUUGGAUGCUUUGAGUAGAUACGAAUAUAAGAUACAAACCAUUUUGUUACUGCAGAAAAUAGUUGAUAUCCAUGACUCGCCCAGAGACAGAGGUGACAGAAGUCUAAGGAAAAGGAAGGAUUCGUUUCUUGGGAUUACUCCCGAAUUAAUAGCUGAAGCUCUUGAAGAAAGAUUAUCCAUGGAGGAUUUCAAGCGAGGUUUCGUUGUACAGAGCUUGGAGUGCAAUUUCCUGCGAAAUAACACGCUCGAAGCUUUGCUUUCCUUGUUACGAAUCGUCGGCAAUGUCGAGUAUCUUCUAUUCGUUACUUUUCUUAAUUCGAUGGCUUGCUACGACACAAGGGUGGAGCAACUUCAAAAGGAGAUAGGUAAAAUUAAAAGGCAAAGUAGAAAACCGAGCUUUUCAUCUUUGCAGCGAUGA